AUGCCUGUUGACAACGCUGAGACUGCCGGGGCCGGUGGUCUGCAACACCUAGACGCCGACAAUAGCCGUCAAGGCACCACCACCAAGAAUGAAGUUGUGCAGUUCGUUCGCCACGACUCAGAGUAUGACAAUGCCCCUACACAAGAGGAGCUUCAUGGACCCAACGCUCUUCGCCGAGUCGCCGCGCCCAUUCCAUGGUCAGUGUACACGGUCGCCUUUGUGGAGCUUUGCGAGCGUUUCUCCUACUACGGAACCCAGGUUGUUUACUCCAACUUUGUGAACCACUCUCUUCCGCUCCCUGCGCCGAAUGGUCCGCCGGGAUCUCACCAUAACACUGGGGCUGGUGGUGGCUCCGACCAGGGUAUAUCUGGUGCUCUGGGUCAAGGUCCUCAGACUGCCAAUGGCAUCAAUACCUUCAACACCUUCUGGGUGUAUUGUGUGCCCCUCCUUGGUGCUUACAUUGCCGAUGAACACUGGGGAAGAUACAAGACCAUCUGCGUGUCUAUUGCUAUUGCUAUCAUCGGUCACAUCGUCCUCGUUAUUUCUGCUAUCCCACCAGUCAUCACCAACACCACCGCUUGCUAUGCCGUUUUUAUGCUCGGUCUGAUCAUCAUGGGAUUUGGGACUGGUAGUUUCAAACCCAAUAUCUCGCCUUUGAUCGUCGAACAAAUUGACGUGACCAGAGCCUUUGUCAAGACGUUGUCCUCCGGCGAACGCGUGAUUGUAGAUCCGAUCAUCACGCAGAGCAGGAUAUAUCAUUACUUCUACCUCUUCAUCAACAUUGGCGCACUGGUUGGCCAAAUUGGCAUGGUCUACGCCGAGAAAUAUGUGGGGUUCUGGCUCUCGUUCCUGCUCCCUCUCUUAGCCUUCCUAACGACUCCUUUUGUCAUGUGGUGGGGACGCAACCGCUAUCAGCAAAGACCACCGGCUGGUUCCGUCGUAACCAAGGCCGUCCGCUGCCUCGUCUACGGGAUGAAGGGUCGCUGGUCUUUCAACCCAGUCACCAUGUGGAAGCAUACCAGCAACGGUUCGAUUUGGGAAGCAGUGAAGCCUUCCAACAUUCAGCCCUCCCAACGGCCCGUGUGGAUGACGUUUGAUGAUGCUUGGGUGGACGAAGUCCGCCGUGGCUUUGCUGCCUGCGCGGUCUUCUGUUACUACCCGCUUUACUGGCUUGCAUACGGUCAACUGACCAACAACUUUACUGCUCAAGCCGGCACAAUGAAGCUGAACGGUGUACCCAACGAUGUUGUCAACAACCUCGACCCUUUCGCCCUGAUUAUCUUCAUUCCCCUCUGCGACUCGUUCCUCUACCCUGGUCUGCGCAAAUUGGGCAUCAACUUCACUGCACUGAAAAAAAUUACUGCGGGCUUUUGGCUUGCGGCGGCAGCCAUGAUAUGGGCUGCAGUUGUUCAGUUUUACAUCUACAAGAAAUCACCAUGCGGGUACCAGGCCAACAGCUGCUUCAAUGACGAUGGCUCUGUCAACCCGGCGCCUCUCAACGUCUGGAUCCAAACGGGUUGCUAUGUUCUCAUUGCCCUCUCCGAGAUCUUCGCGUCGAUCACAUCCCUGGAGUAUGCAUAUUCCAAAGCGCCCAAGAACAUGCGCUCUCUGGUUCAGGCUAUCGCUCUCUUCACAAAUGCCAUCUCGGCUGCUAUUACCGAGGCUUUGAAUCGUCUUUCGGGCGAUCCGUUGCUGGUCUGGAACUACGGUGUGUUUGCUGUGGUUGCCUUUGUUGGUGGCUGCUUGUUCAUCUGGCAAUUCUGGUCGCUUGACCAGCAGGAGGAUGAACUCAACUUGUUACCCGAGGGUUUUGUGGUGGCGCACAAGGAUGUCGAGGAGGCCUCGAUCAGUGAGCCUCUACCGCAUACAAUUGACGAGAAGAAUUAA
Molecule: messenger RNA, 1887 nt
Organism: Fonsecaea nubica
Lineage: Eukaryota; Fungi; Ascomycota; Eurotiomycetes; Chaetothyriales; Herpotrichiellaceae
Exons: 5
Coding region: 1-1887 (628 amino acids)
Biological process (GO): oligopeptide transport; transmembrane transport
Cellular component (GO): membrane
Molecular function (GO): dipeptide transmembrane transporter activity
Source: RefSeq, a predicted model, not a curated record